Messenger RNA from Hemibagrus wyckioides, 4098 nucleotides. It is a transcript of the gene mkln1, whose product is annotated as muskelin 1, intracellular mediator containing kelch motifs. Gene Ontology annotation, molecular function: protein binding. Gene Ontology annotation, cellular component: cytoplasm. The record is from RefSeq and is a predicted model, not a curated record. Lineage: Eukaryota; Metazoa; Chordata; Actinopteri; Siluriformes; Bagridae. Bases 75 to 2264 code for a protein of 729 amino acids. The transcript has 18 exons.
CCCUUUAAGACGCCGCCACGCCCACAGGAGGCUCGUGCACGCGAUGCGCUGCUUGUUGUUUGUGCUCCAACAAGAUGGCGGUGGUUCCAGAGAGCAGAGUGCUUUCCUACACUGUUUAUAAAUGGAGUUCAUACUCCUCGACAUACUUACCCGAGAACAUUUUGGUUGAUAAACCCAAUGACCAGUCUUCCAGAUGGUCAUCCGAAAGCAAUUAUCCUCCACAGUAUUUGAUCUUAAAACUGGAGAGACCAGCUAUUGUACUAAGCAUUACAUAUGGCAAGUAUGAGAAAACGCACGUCUGCAACCUGAAGAAAUUCAAGGUGUUUGGAGGAAUGAGUGAGGAAAACAUGACCGAACUCUUGUCCAGUGGCCUUAAGAAUGACUUCAACAAGGAGACAUUCACACUGAAGCACAAGAUUGACGAGCAGAUGUUCCCUUGCAGAUACAUUAAAAUAGUGCCUCUGAUGUCAUGGGGCCCCAGUUUUAACUUCAGUAUCUGGUACAUUGAGCUGCAUGGGAUAGAAGAUCCAGAUGUAGUCCAGCCCUGCCUUAACUGGUACAGUAAGUACCGUGAGCAGGAGGCUAUCCGUCUGUGUCUGAAGCACUUCCGCCAGCACAACUACACCGAGGCCUUCGAGUCACUGCAGAAGAAGACGCGCAUAGCACUGGAGCACCCCAUGCUCACUCACCUCCAUGAGCGCCUGGUCCUCCAAGGAGACUUCGAUGCCUGCGAGGAGCUUAUCGAUAAAGCUGUGAGAGAUGGCUUGUUUAAUCAGUACAUCAGCCAACAGGAGUACAAGCCACGCUGGAGUCAGAUCAUCCCCAAAUGCACCAAAGGUGAUGGGGAAGACAGCAGGCCCGGGAUGAGAGGUGGUCAUCAGAUGGUGAUAGAUGUGCAGACGGAGACUGUGUAUCUGUUUGGAGGUUGGGAUGGCACGCAGGACUUGGCAGAUUUCUGGGCCUACAGUGUGCAGGACAACCAGUGGUCCUGUAUCUCCAGAGACACUGAGAAAGAGAAUGGUCCCAGUGCACGCUCGUGCCAUAAGAUGUGCAUCGACUCUCAGAGAAGACAGAUCUACACGCUAGGCCGCUAUUUAGACUCGUCUGUCCGAAACAGCAAGUCUCUGAAAAGUGACUUCUACCGGUACGACAUUGAUGCUAACACGUGGACGCUGCUCAGCGAGGACACCUCUGCAGAUGGAGGCCCUAAACUUGUGUUCGACCACCAGAUGUGCAUGGACUCAGAGAAGCACAUGAUCUACACGUUUGGAGGUCGAAUUUUGACGUGUAACGGCAGUGUUGACGACGGGCGCACGUCAGAGCCGCAGUUCAGCGGCCUGUAUGCAUAUCAGUGCCAAGCAGGUACCUGGAGUCUUCUGCGGGACGACUCGUGUAACGCCGGCCCCGAGGAUGUGCAGUCCCGUAUUGGACACUGCAUGCUCUUUCACACGAGGAAUCGCUGCUUGUAUGUGUUUGGAGGCCAGAGAUCUAAGACAUACUUGAACGACUUCUUUAGCUAUGACGUGGAUGCUGACCAUGUAGAGAUCAUCUCAGAUGGCACUAAGAAAGACUCUGGAAUGGUACCAAUGACUGGCUUCACCCAGCGUGCCACCAUCGACCCAGAGCUGAACGAGAUUCAUGUUCUGUCAGGCCUUAGUAAAGACAAAGAUAAACGAGAGGAGAAUGUCCGCAACUCCUUCUGGAUCUAUGACAUUGCCCGCAACAACUGGUCAUGUGUGUAUAAGAAUGACCAGGCCGUGAAGGAGAACCCCAGCAAGACACUGCAGGAGGAAGAGCCGUGCCCUCGGUUCGCUCACCAGCUCGUGUACGAUGAGCUGCACAAGGUACAUUACCUGUUUGGGGGAAACCCAGGCAAGUCUAGCUCUCCCAAGAUGCGAUUGGAUGACUUUUGGUCUCUGAAACUCUGCCGCCCAUCUAAAGAGUACUUACUGAGACACUGCAAAUAUCUCAUCCGCAAAUACAGGUUUGAGGAGAAGGCACAGACCGAACCACUGAGCGCACUGCAGUACUUGCAGAAUGACCUCUCUCUAACUGUGGACCACUCUGACCCUGAUGAGACUAAAGAGUUUCAGCUCCUGCCCUCGGCUCUCUUCAAGUCCAGCUCAGACUUCAUCCCACUAGGAUUUUCUGAUGUAGAUCAGACGUAUGCCCAGCGCACACAGCUCUUUGACACGCUGGUAAACUUCUUCCCCGACAACAUGACCCCGCCCAAGGGUAACCUCGUCGACCUCAUUACCCUGUAGCCAUGCUCACUGAGCUCUAUCCCUUCACUCUUUAUGCCUCUAAGACUUGUUCCACUGAAAACAGAAGUUAUUUUUCUACAUCCACUUCAGAGUCCCCUUGCCGACCGAAUGUGGUUCCUUCAUAAGCAGGAAGGUAUUCUGAUUUACCCUUGAUGGUAAUUUAACCAAAAUCACAAAACUGGAGCAUACCUGCUUACUAUAACAUUUUAAUUUAUCCACCCAAAGUGUCUGCAGCACUUGUGUACAUUUAUCUUUCCUCUUAGGUGUGUGAGGAAGUUGAAAUCCACAAACUCACUUUGUUUUUCCUCUUUUAUUCCAGUUGGACUCCGUUUCAGGUCUAGCUCAGCUUACAUCUUUAGCUCUAGUUCUGUUGAAAAGGGUACAUUUGAGAUGAUGGCCAUCUCACACAGUUUGUAAUGGAAACAGUUGGUUUAUUCAUUGUGGGAUUUUAUUUGCACCAUUUGAUUAUGCUUGGUAACAUUUUGCCAAAUUAAGGCAAGCGUGAUUGUGGUAAAUUUGCACUUUAUUUCUGAGCUUGCAGGAUGGAAAUUGUGAGAUUUUGGCCUUGUUUUUUUUCCCCCUCUCCUGAAAAAUAGAUUUAAGUAAUGGCCUCAGUCAUUGCUGCUUUUAUAGUAAUAGGUCAACCUAGCUAAACAGAAGUAAUGAGUAUUGAGCACAUAUUAGUUAUGAUUUGAUCGCUGUGCUUCAGAUGAAAUUCUUUACUCACUCCUACUAAAAGACUUUUCCCUAUUUGUGCCAUAGCAGUAUUGUGCGUCUUUGUUUUUCUGUCUGAAAGUAGAAAAUUUUUCCUCACCUAAAGCCGUCUCAAGAACAAGAUACUAACAAUUCAAAAAAACUGGAUUGGAGACCGCGAACUCCUCAGUGUGAAAUCGUCCACUGAACGUCACUGGAGACUUCCAGAAAGUGUCAUUGCCGUGUUUUGAGUGUGUGUUUUGAAGCUUGCACUUCUCGGGUCUCGGGAAUCAAGGUACUCGAUACUGCAAAGCCGUAUGUCUCAUUUUAGGGAUUCUGUGGCGGCAUUACUGAACAUGCCGGAAUGUUACUUGGAGGUAGUCUUCCAUAUAAUGUAGUGUGUAAAUAUUGCCAUGUAUAAAUGUGUGUAUAUAAGAUCUCCUAUUUGAAGUAUUACUUAUAGCCUGAUUUUGAAGGGUUUUUUUCCCCCCCCUCUGAAAGCAUAAUAUAUUGGGACACUGUUGGCUUUAUUGGUGUUAAUAACUUGUUCUUUGUUCAAAGUAACUAACUAACUUCUUGCACUUUGCAUUGGAAGUAUAUUAUAUAAAUAAAAAGUGCACAUGAAAUUAGUUUAUCCCGUAUGAAGCUGUGUGCGUACAUUUGUACUAAAUCGGAUUAAUCGAGACACACAUCCUUCACAGUUGAUCAGUGUAAUCUUAGCCUUAACCUCUUCUACAUACCUGCCCGUUUCUUCAUUCUAGCACCUCUGUAGACCCGGCACAUUUACGUCAGCUUACCACUGUCCAGCUGAUUUUAUAGUGUGUGAAUUAAUUUAUUUUCCCAUUCAUAGCCUCUGUUUUCCCAAUUAAAUCCCCAAUUGUGUGUUCCCUGGGCUUGAUUCCAGUUAGUCAUUUAGAACUUUUGUGCCAGGAAGAAGGUGAAAUGUGGAUUAUAAAAAAUGUAAAAGAGGAAAAACACAAUGGGAGCACCUUUUUAUAAACAACCCUUUGGCCUGGACUCUUUUUAUAUCCUUUUUUUUUCCCCCCCUGUUCCUGGAAAACAUCUCACUUUUCUUCCUCUCUCAUCUCCUGAGUGAGGAUAUUGGGAUAUGUGAACACUACACUGUGGCAGACAUGAAUGU